CGACAGUAGUAGCAGAAACGCGUUAAUGGCUGCCGGCAAUUGAUGGUUGUUAUGAGUGGUUACAGAAUUGUACUUUUGAUUGUGUGCGUGUGUUUAUUUGGUACAAAGUACCUGUGUCCAAUACGUGCUGAAGAUUUUGUACUACAAUGGAACUUCCUAAACCACCUCAAGAAGUUGAACUACGUAACAUUAUUGACAAGUUAGCUCAGUUUGUUGCUCGUAAUGGACCUGAAUUCGAACAAAUGACGAAAAACAAACAAAAGAGCAAUCCAAAGUUUGGUUUCCUCUUUGGUGGUGAACACUUCAAUUAUUAUCAGUACAAAGUUACAACUGAACAAGCAAUUUUGAAACAGAAGGCAGCCCGCGAUAGUGGACUGGCUCCAGCAAGUGCGGUGAUACCUCCGCUGAUGAUGGGUAGCCCCGUGGUGUCGGGAGUGACGGGCGCUUCAACCCCUCUGACACUGGCUGCAGCCGCUGUAACCGCAGCCCAGUGGUUGGCAGUAGCUCAGCAGCAGCAACAGGUGGCAGCGACUCCAAACAUCACGUUAGAGUCGCUGAUAGGCCAGCAGAACCAGCUUCAGGAACAGAUACGACAGAGUGAACAAAACUUGGCAGCUCAGCAUACGGUGUUGAUGCAGCAGCAACAAGGGCAGAUAGAGGAUGCCCUGCGUAAAGCGCAGCAAGAUACUCAACAACAAGCUGCUGAUGAGGCUGGUAUCAGUCUUACAGAAUUAGAUUCUGUACUACAACCAAUUAUUGAUUCAUGCACCAAAGAUUCCAUCUCGUCAGGCAAGGGGUGGAUUCUACAGCGUUCUUCUUCACCGAAAGCAGAUCAAGUGUUGGCACAGUAUCUUCUCAAGAAAGUUAUCAGUCCUGGAGCUCCAUUUACACAGAAACUGCAUAUAAUAUACUUAGUCAAUGAUGUUUUGCAUCACUGUGCACGGAAGAAUGCAGAGGACUUGAAGAAGGCUUUGGAGGAAGUCGUGGUCCCUAUGUUCUGCAACACCUCUAUUGGCAUCACAGAGGAUCAGCAAACAAAACUGAACAAGUUGCUGAAUCUUUGGGAAUCAAAGAACAACUAUUUUGACGCUUCAAUUGUUGAAAAGUUGAAGAAUCCGUCUCGGUCGUGGUCGGAAUAUCAGGCGACGCUCAUUACCCAGCAUGCGGCUGUAAUCACACCCAUCACGACAGCUACCAAACUGACAUACGAGGGGUAUCAGGCACAGCAUCAAGCAUUUGUCCAGCAUGCAUUGCAACAGAUUCAAACACUGGAGCAGCAGAAACAGCAGUUAGAGCAACAGACAGUUGCUGUGAAUAUCCCUCCUCCAGAACCUCAGACACUGCCGCCUGUUCACCUUCAACCGCAGCAGCAACCGCCGCCGGCUUUAGCGGUGAUGUCAGCGGCACAGCAGCCCCCUCCUCCACCACCGCCUCUUCAGAAUGAAGUAGGCCCACCUCAACAUGGACUGCCGUGUCCACCACAACACGGUCCCCCACCAGGUCCUCUGCCAGGACCACCUCAUCAGCAUGGACCUCCCAUACCCCCAAGUCAUGGCCCCCCAGAAAUUAACUUUAGUCAACCUCCACCAGGAUAUUUGCCAGCAUUUCCGCCAGGUCUGGAACUUCCUGAUCUCAGUAAGCCGCCUCCAGGAUUUCCAUUGCCUCCGUUAAAUAACCAGGUACCUCCAGAGGUUGCGCUGGAUGAAUUGAUGCCCAGCGUUCCAUAUUUUGAACUCCCAGCAGGACUCAUGGUGCCUCUCAUUAAGUUGGAGGAUGGAGAAUACAAGCCUCUGGAUCCAGACAGCAUCAGACUCCCUCCUCCCGCUCCGCCUAGUGAGCGACUGCUAGCAGCUGUAGAGGCUUUUUAUGCUCCCCCCUGCCAUGACCGGCCCAGAGAUAGAUUGAUUAUUGACAGUGAAGGCUGGGAGAAGCUGGGACUUUAUGAGUAUUACCGAGCAAAGAACGCUGCCAGAAAAAAGAAAGUUGAUGAUAUCCUUGAGGGCGUAAGAGAGCGUUCCAAAUCACCAUCGCCAGUCAUAUGUUUUAGAUCAAGAAGCCGUUCACCACCUAAAAAGCGAUAUCGCAGUAAAUCACGGAGUCGUAGUCGUUCCAAUUCAAAGACCCGAUCUAAAUCAAAAUCAAGAUCUCGAUCAAGAACACCACCCUCAGCAGUGAAACAUUAUAACAACAGGACAAACAGUUCCAACAACACUAAUAGCAGCAACACAAACAACAAUAACAACAACAAUAAUAAUAAUAGGAGAUCUCCAACAAGAAGACAAAACCGGACAUAUAAGCCUCGCUCAAGGUCUCGGUCGAGGUCUAGGUCAGGUUCAAGGUCACGAUCUAGAAGUCCCCAUGGUCACCAGGCAUCACAGCAACGAAGUCCUGAAAGGAGUCCGACACCACCGUCUUUCCUAGGUUCAACUUACAGCAAGACGGAGGCACAGAGGCAGUUGGAUGAGAGUAAUAAAGGUCAUCAGAUGCUUCGGAAAAUGGGAUGGGGUGGAGCCGGUUUGGGCGCAAAGGAACAAGGCAUUGAGCAACCGAUUUCAGGCGGAGAGGUUCGGGACAAAGUGGAUAUGUACAAAGGUGUUGGUAUCAAUUUGAACGAUCCAUAUGAGAAUUUCCGCAAGAGCAAGGGUCAGGCUUUUAUCAACCGGAUGAAGGCGAGAGCAGAGGAACGGUUAUAGCAGUCGGCUCUGUCUCCAUCUGACUCCAGUUAAGUCAGGUAUGUAAGAUAACUGCAGUCAUAUAAAAGUCAUUCAUAACAUCCUUCCCCUUUUAUUAUUCACUAUCAUCCCCUAUCUGAUAUAUGAUAUGAACUACGGGAAGUGUUGUUAAAUGGACUAGGCAGCUGUCGGUCGUUAACUGUCGAGGCAAAUUUGUGCGGCUGAAAAUUUGUUCCACGAUCGACUUCAGAAGUCAUUCUUAAAACAACUUAUGAUUAAAGUUAGAUUCAUACAGGUGAAUAAAGAAGGCGAGGCAUCUGUACUGUGAGCACAUUACAGGUUUUACCAUCACGUGCUCUGAGAAUAUAUUAAAGCGGGGACCAACAUUGUCCGUCCCGCGCGGUCUGAGGCAUCAUGCUUCGGACAGGUGAUACAGAAUGCGCGCCGGUUCAAGUCUCGGGGAAAGAA
Zootermopsis nevadensis is the source of this 3140-nucleotide messenger RNA. RefSeq names its product SR-related CTD associated factor 6 (gene scaf6). Gene Ontology annotation, molecular function: RNA binding. Gene Ontology annotation, cellular component: perinuclear region of cytoplasm. NCBI's taxonomy places the organism in Eukaryota, Metazoa, Arthropoda, Insecta, Blattodea, Termopsidae. The record is from RefSeq and is a predicted model, not a curated record. Gene Ontology annotation, biological process: RNA processing; intracellular calcium ion homeostasis.